Messenger RNA from Sinocyclocheilus anshuiensis, 1490 nucleotides. Its product is annotated as chromobox protein homolog 7-like. Gene Ontology annotation, cellular component: PRC1 complex. The coding region runs from base 260 to 1018 and encodes 252 amino acids. The transcript is spliced from 6 exons. The record is from RefSeq and is a predicted model, not a curated record. Gene Ontology annotation, biological process: negative regulation of transcription by RNA polymerase II. Lineage: Eukaryota; Metazoa; Chordata; Actinopteri; Cypriniformes; Cyprinidae.
GUGGCGCACGGGGGCGCACUGAGCGCUGCAGAUGUGUCGCAGAUUUAAAAAGUCACUGUACUCAUCUAGUACAAGGAAAUGGAGCAGUGCAAAGGAUAAAAUACUGAAUGGUAAACAAGGCAGCGGAAGAGCGGGAACGUGUGCAGCCAUUCUAACAGUGCAUGGGAUUUGCAAUUCAUAGUUACUUUAACGACCAGAAAGAAAAGCACAAAGACACAUUGACAGCUACUUCGUUAUUUUUAGGGGAACAACUUAACUGAUGGAACUGUCGGCAAUCGGUGAGCAAGUGUUCGCUGUGGAAUCAAUCAUAAAGAAAAGAGUUCGAAAGGGUCAUGUCGAAUAUUUAUUGAAGUGGAAGGGGUGGCCUCCCAAGUACAGCACAUGGGAGCCUGAGGAGCACAUUCUAGACCCUCGACUGGUUUUAACGUAUGAGGAAAAAGAACAGAGAGAAAGGUCAGUGAGGUGGCGUAAAAGAGGCCCAAAACCGAAAAGACUCUUCAUGCAGAGAAACAUUUACGCAAUGGAUCUACGCAGCGCACACAAAGAUACAGAGAAGUCUUCAGUACAUCUGCCGCUCUCGCUUGACCCAAGGUUCCAGUCCACAGGGGCUUGUAUAUAUCGACAAUUAACCCACCACAAGAAAAAGAAGAAAGCUUCCCGAGAGACUUCUGAGGAAGAAUGGGAUAGAAGAGAAGAAGAAGAUGAUGAUGAUGAUGAUGAUGAUGAUGAGGGGGUUAUGGAGGAGGAGGAGGAGGAAGAAAAAGAAGAAGAGGACACAAGACAAGGAGGAACUAAAACUGGCAGCAACACUUUAAACAAGCGUGUCAGGAGUGGUCGCUGGAGUCCAACCACUGGGUCAGAGGCAAUGACUAUAUCUCCUUUACCUGAAGACUGGAGUCCAGUUAUGGGCCCAGAGGAGGUCAUUGUGACAGAUAUCACCAUCAACUCACUGACUGUGACUUUUAGAGAGGCCUUGGUAGCAAGGGGGUUCUUCAGGAGCUGGGAGAUGGAGAUCUGACAUUACAGAGACUGAGGACGGUCAGAGCGAGGACGAAAGAGAAUUGUACAUCCUUUUUUGCAUUGUUGAUUAUGUGCUUGCACAACUUCCGCCAGUGUUUCAGACUACGUUUAUUUGCACUAUUAGUUCUAACUGAGUUAAAACCUUUCAAAAUGUUGUUUCAGUGAUUACAUUCAAAGUAACAGUAACAGGUCAUGCCAUUUAAUGGCAAUAACUGAUAGUAUGAUGAGAUUUUGAACUUGUAUUGGCCGUGAAAAAAAUCAAUCCAGUUCUUUGAUACUGGUUUUGAUGGUGUUUUGCAGUGAAGUUUACAGAUUCAACUAACUGGGAUAAACCUUAUUUGGUCUGGUCAUGUAUUUGCAUGAAAUACAUAAUGCUAGUUCAGAGUAGCACAAUGAAGUAUUCCUAAAAGCCAAGCUGUCACAUAUAUGUCUAUACAUAUUCACAUUACAUGUAUGUAUAUAUAUAUAUA